AUGCAUUCAUUCAUUCUUCACUGAGGAGCGGAGCCAUAAAUAAAGUCACCAUGUCAAGACGCAGUGGUCGCAUCACACUUCAAGCCAGAGAUUCAAACACACCUGAGCCGACCGUCAGAGUCCCACUGAAGAGAAGGAAGUCAGAGCCUUCUAAGAAGAAACUACAACCUGCUGCCAAGAAACAGAGCUAUGAAAUACAGUGUUGGUCGGAGGAUGGAGCAAGUCCAUGCAUUCUCAUUGAAACUCCUCACAAAGAGUUGGAGCCUGCAGACUCAUCCAGCUUCAAAAAGUACAGCUUCAAGAACCUCUUCAUCAAGGCCUCCCCCAUUCCUCGCCUCAGCUGGGCCAGUUCAGAUGACGUGUGGAUCAAAAUGCUCAACAAAGAGUUGAAGUACGUUCAUGACAAGAGCUACCUGCAGCAGCAUCCCAAACUGCAGCCCAAGAUGAGGGCGAUUCUGCUGGACUGGCUGCUUGAGGUCAGUGAGGUGUACAGCCUCCACAGACAAACGGCCUACCUCGCCCAGGACUACUUCGACCGCUUCAUGCUGACUCAGGAGAACGUCAACAAAGACUACCUGCAGCUCAUCGGCAUCACUGCGCUGUUCAUUGCCUCAAAGAUAGAGGAAAUCUACCCUCCUAAAAUCUUCGAGUUCGCCUACGUCACAGAUGGAGCCUGCGACAUGUGGGACAUCCAGCGCACAGAGCUUCACAUACUGAAGGCGUUGGACUGGAACUUGUGUCCGGAGACGCCAAUCUCCUGGUUGAAGCUGUACUCUCAGGUUGAAGCCCAGAAAGAUGACGAGAACUUCCUGGAGCCGCAGUUCUCCCAGGAAACAUACAUCCAGAUUACACAGCUGUUGGACUUGUGUAUGAUGGACAUCAGCUCGUUGGACUACAGCUACAGUGUUCUUGCUGCAGCUGCCUUCUGCCACUUCUCCACCUUCGAUGUUGUUCAUAAAGUCUCAGGUCUGACGUGGGAAAGCGUUUCUCCCUGUGUUCGGUGGAUGAGCCCCUUCAUGGACACACUGCGAUCUGAAGCCAAACCUCAAAUCAAGAACUUUCCCAAAGUCAAAGCUGAUGACAGACACAACAUCCAGACACACGUGGCUUAUCUGGACUUGCUGAGCAAAGCUCAGGAGCGUCAGAUCGACAGCCCUGACUGUCAGCUUUCACCUGUUGCUGCAGGAAUGAUCCUGACGCCACCCAGUAGCACAGAGAAACCUGUCAAUCUUUGAGUGAGACGUGCUCCACAACACCAACAACCUCUCCACAGUCCAACCUCUGACCGUAGCAGCUGAAUGAGUCGAAGUUUUGGCUUUUUAAUUGUUUUUAACACUAACUUCAGGCUUAUGAUUCCUGUCAGUCUUUUGUUUUGGUUCCAUAAAACUGCUAAUAUGGAGAUCGUCAGGAAUUACGGAUCUCAGCAGGUAACCUUUUUUUUUUUAUUUUUUACAUUUAUUUAGUUUUUUGGCUACUUUGACAAGGCAAAUGUUUUGCUUGAGUGGCUCCACUGAUGUCAAGUAGAGAAACUGGAUGGGAAGCCAGCUGUUCAAGUUUUUUUUUUUUCUUUUUAAUGAACAUGCUUUGGUUUGGGAGGAAACCAAUCAUUUUGUGCCUGUGAGGUAUUAUCUGAGUUUCACUGGUGCUAUUCUUGAAAUUGAGGCUUAGAUGCUUCCAGAUGGUGCUUCAGUCAGAUUCUCAGGAAAAUGGAAAUGUACAAUUUUUGAUAUUUUAUUUCAAUAAAUAUCACAUUACACUGAGAUGAAUUUAAAAGCUAAAUUGUUUUACCUCAAAGUCCACAUCUAAAUUUUGUGUUGCGCAGAUUUGCUCUACAGUAUUGCCAGAGGAACAAAGACACUGCUGUGUUUCCUAGCUACAUGAGCCAUAGAACUGCCAAUUGAUUUGCUUCAACACGUGGAGGUGUUUUAAUGCACCUUUAUGGCUCAAUAAUUGUCUUUUAAAUAUUUUUUUUUUGUUUUGUUUUGUUGCAACCUGGUUGCACACUGUUGUUACAUUCCUGAAAAACUUGACUAUUGUGCAAAGGUUUUGCUUUUUCAUUUUUAAGUGCUUAUAUUUAUUGGUAAGCCUUAGUAUGUAAAGGAAAAAAAAUUGUUCAUAUGUAAAAUCUUCCUGUGACGACUGAGCUCAGUUUGAUCACUGCCAAAGGCAAAAGCUAUUUAUGACUUUGCUCUGUGACAUCUGUUGUUGAAUUACAGCUCCUCAUUUGUUCACUAGCCUGUCCUUUCUUAGUGCCUUCAAAGAAAAGAUUAACUGUACGGCUACUUAAUUUAAGCUGGAGCGAGCCAGAAUGGCUGAGAUCGAGCAAACCUGUGACUGUAACCCUCUGCAGUGAGCAACAACCAUGUAAACUGUGUAGAUGUUAAACAAUGUAUGUUUUUGUAAAUAGAGCAAUUCAGAAAUGUAAUGUAAUUUUCUUUUAUAUUGGAAUGUUUUAAAUAAAGAAGUAAAAAAUGA
Messenger RNA from Amphiprion ocellaris (clown anemonefish), 2475 nucleotides. It is a transcript of the gene ccne2, whose product is annotated as cyclin E2. Gene Ontology annotation, cellular component: centrosome; cytoplasm; nucleus. The transcript is spliced from 12 exons. NCBI's taxonomy places the organism in Eukaryota, Metazoa, Chordata, Actinopteri, Pomacentridae. Gene Ontology annotation, biological process: regulation of cyclin-dependent protein serine/threonine kinase activity; G1/S transition of mitotic cell cycle. The record is from RefSeq and is a predicted model, not a curated record. Gene Ontology annotation, molecular function: cyclin-dependent protein serine/threonine kinase regulator activity. Bases 51 to 1235 code for a protein of 394 amino acids.